CCGGCGGGGGCGCUGGCUGCGCGGUGGGCUGGGACUGGCCUGGGACGCCGGUGGCGGGUUUGGGCCCGGGAGACUCAGGCAGAGCCCGCGUGGCAUCUCCCUCUCUCGCUCUCCGCCCCCCUCCCCCCCGCAUCGGGGGAGGCGGCGUGUCUAGCCGAGAGUUGUGGGGCGCGGAGCAGGGCUGGAGCGCCAUGAGCAGCCCGGAUGCGGGGUACGCCAGUGACGACCAGAGCCAGACCCGGAUCGCGCUGCCCGCCGUGAUGGCCGGGCUGGGCCCCUGCUCCUGGGCCGAGUCGCUGAGUCCCCUCGGGGACGUGAAGGUGAAGGGCGAGGCGGCGGCGAGCAGCGGGGCGCCGGCCGGGGCCGCGGGCCGGGGCAAGGGCGAGUCUCGCAUUCGGCGGCCCAUGAACGCCUUCAUGGUGUGGGCGAAGGACGAGCGCAAGCGCCUGGCGCAGCAGAACCCCGACCUUCACAACGCCGAGCUGAGCAAGAUGCUGGGCAAGUCGUGGAAAGCGCUGACGCUGGCGGAGAAGCGGCCCUUCGUGGAGGAGGCCGAGCGGCUGCGCGUGCAGCACAUGCAGGACCACCCCAACUACAAGUACCGGCCGCGGCGGCGCAAGCAGGUGAAGCGGCUGAAGCGGGUGGAGGGCGGCUUCCUGCACGGCCUCGCCGAGCCGCCGGCGGCCGCGCUGGGCCCCGAGGGCGGCCGCGUGGCCAUGGACGGCCUGGGCCUGCCCUUCCCCGACCAGGGCUUCCCCGCGGGCGCGCCGCUGCUGCCCCCGCACCUGGGCGGCCACUACCGCGACUGCCAGGGCCUGGGGGCGCCCCCGCUCGACGGCUACCCGCUGCCCACGCCCGACACGUCGCCCCUGGACGGCGUGGACCCGGAUCCGGCCUUCUUCGCCGCGCCGCUGCCCGGAGACUGUCCGGCGGCGGGUCCCUACAGCUACGCGCAGGCCGCGGACUACGCGGGGCCCCCGGACGCGUCCGGCGGCCCGAUGCACUCCAGGCUCGGCCCCGAGCCCGCAGGCCACGCCAUGCCGGGCCUCCUGGCGCCCCCCGGCGCCCUACACAUGUACUACGGCGCCAUGGGCUCGCCCGCGGCCGGCGGCGGGCGCGGCUUCCCGAUGCAACCGCAGCAGCACCCGCCGGGCCCGGGGCAGCCGUCGCCCCCUCCCGAGGCGUUGUCCUGCCGGGACGGUGCGGACCCCAGCCAGCCCGGCGAGCUCCUCGGGGAGAUGGACCGCACGGAAUUUGAACAGUACCUGCACUAUGUGUGCAAGCCCGAGAUGGGGCUCCCUUACCAGGGACACGACUCGAGUGUGAACCUCCCCGACAGCCACGGGGCCAUUUCCUCCGUGGUGUCCGAUGCCAGCUCUGCGGUCUAUUACUGCAACUACCCUGACGUUUGACGGUCUCCGAUUCAACCCAGCCUGCAGGCCAGAAGCACAAACAGUGUUACACACUUCCCGGAGGAGCUAAGGAAGUCCUUAGCCUCAUGUUGUUUUGUUUUGUUGUGUUUUGAAGUUGCCUUGGCAUAUAAUUUAUGGUAAUUUAUUUUGUCUGACACUUGAACAGUUGGGGGAGAAAAAAAUGGGAGGCUGUGUGUGUGAGGAUUUGUUCCCACAGAGUCCUUGCCAAAAACCCUGCUUCCAAGUUCAGGUUUACCAGUUUGGAUUGUCCCAGCACAACUUGCUCCAUUUCCUGAAAUUUCAUUGAUCACAGAAAUUUUUGUCUACGGUGUCGUUUUUUUUUUAAUCUUAAAAUAAAAUCUGGAGUCCUGCUUUU
Eptesicus fuscus (big brown bat) is the source of this 1788-nucleotide messenger RNA. It is a transcript of the gene SOX17, whose product is annotated as SRY-box transcription factor 17. The record is from RefSeq and is a predicted model, not a curated record. Gene Ontology annotation, molecular function: RNA polymerase II cis-regulatory region sequence-specific DNA binding; DNA-binding transcription activator activity, RNA polymerase II-specific. The transcript is spliced from 2 exons. Lineage: Eukaryota; Metazoa; Chordata; Mammalia; Chiroptera; Vespertilionidae. Gene Ontology annotation, biological process: angiogenesis; vasculogenesis; heart development. The coding region runs from base 192 to 1412 and encodes 406 amino acids.